Hyposmocoma kahamanoa is the source of this 5093-nucleotide messenger RNA. Its product is annotated as ubiquitin domain-containing protein 2. The transcript is spliced from 4 exons. Gene Ontology annotation, molecular function: protein binding. The coding region runs from base 1 to 708 and encodes 235 amino acids. The record is from RefSeq and is a predicted model, not a curated record. Lineage: Eukaryota; Metazoa; Arthropoda; Insecta; Lepidoptera; Cosmopterigidae.
AUGGGUGGCUGCAUCGGAAUAACUAGGAGCAGAAGUGGGCCCAUAGAGGAAUCGUCGGGGACGGUGUCGCGACCAAAUUCAGGUGGGCUACGCAAGAAUCAGUCACUGUGCCAUGAGACGAUCAGGUGGAAGUCUGACGUGCCGCUGACGGAAGGUCAGCUUAGGAGUAAACGGGACGAGUUUUGGGACACUGCGCCGGCGUUCGAGGGCCGCAAGGAGAUUUGGGAUGCGCUGCGGGCGGCGGCGGUUGCAGCCGAGGCCAUGGACUUUGAACUCGCGCAGGCUAUUCUGGACGGCGCUAGUGUCUCGGUGCCCAAUGGAUACCUCACUGAAUGCUAUGAUGAAUGGGGAACUAGAUAUCAGGUGCCGAUCUACUGCUUGUCGCCCCCAAUUAAUAUGGUAAAGGAGGCAAGCGGGCGCGACUCCCCGGCUGAGUGGUCGGAGCCGGUUGAGGGCGGCGCCGAGGUGACGCUGCGCCUGCGCCUUUCGCACUCCUGCCGCGACAUCGACCUCGCCGUUUACUCCAAGCACACUAUCGCACAAUGCAAGAACAAGCUGCAUGCGCAAGAGAACAUCGAGCCGUGGCGCCAGCGGUGGUUCUACGGCGGCAAGCUGCUGGGCGACCGCCUGGUGGUGGAGGAGGCCAAGGUGACGCCGGGCUACGUGGUGCAGGUGAUCGUGAGCUCGGAGCCGCAGCCGCCCAGCUAGUGGCCGAGGCGCGCCCCCUCGCUCACCCGAUUAUUCUAAAGCCGUUUCAGCCGCAUGCUCGUCUCCCGCGGCCGCCUUGGCAUCGCACCACGAACGCAGGAAGGCAAAUUGUAGUGUAUAUUUCGUAACAUAAACCUGCGGAUCAUAUUCGAUCGUUCUACGUGUCAUAUUGUAAAUGGAAAUAGACUCGAAUAAUUUCUAUACAGUACAUAACCGAUUGUCUAUAUUGUUGUUUACGAGCCGUUUCAUAUAUGAACUGGAAACGGUCUUGUAGUGUCGGUUUUGUAUACUGGGAUUGUGGAAUCUGCAGCGACAGAGCACCGGCUGUUUAUUAGGGAGUACGAAGCCUUACGUAAUGACGAAGCCCCAAUCUAUGUAGGAUAAUUGCUGUACUGUGAAUCGACUGGGAAUUAAAUAACUAAUAUAAGGACUAUUCAAUUAUAAUUAUGCAUUAUAGCGUUUGCCGUAAGCAGGUCGUAUGUAUGUGUGGACCACUCGGUAGGCGGCGCUGUUUUGGCGCACGAGUGGGGCGGGACUCGAUCGGCGGACGCGACUGCCAUGUAUUGUGAUGUGAGAACUUUCUUUAUACUUACCGGUUAUUGUAACUAUUGAUUAUUUUUAUUAUAAUCUACCGCUAGAUUUAAUACGCGCGUUGAUGCUUGUCGCGAACUGGACGUUUUACACUGUCACCGAGUGUGGAGAGAUAGAGCGGUGGAUCCGUUUGACGGCAUUGCUUAAAAUAUAUUUUAAUUUGUUGAACCUAAAGUAAAGGAUAGUUUGCGGGCAAUUUAUCAACAUUUACUUGUACAACAGCCUUAUUUAGCCAGCAAAAAUGACAAUUUGUCGAUAGCUAUGACGUCUGGCGGAAUGACCGCCGCUGUAUAAUGAUGAAAUAUAUGUUACGUUGGUAUUUGGUACUGUUGUGCCCUUAUUAUAUUCUGUAGCUUGUACUAAAUUAACGUUAAAUUGCACACGAGUUAACGCGCAAAAUUAUUAUAAAAUUAAUUGUUGUUAAGAAUUAGACGAUGUACCGUGUAUUGGAAAUUAUUUUACAAUAGUUCCCUCCCGAGGUGUAAAUUGCUUAUCUUCUAUUAUUAUAAGUUGUAAAACUAAUAUCCGGUCGUGUAUAAUUUUGCUGUGAAUCCGUUUAAGAUUCAAUUUGGACUUUGUUUAGGGUAUACCCGUGAACUGGACAAUUGCGGGACUUUUAAAGGCACUAACACAUAGUUUUUAAUUUUUGAAAAGCGGAGUUUCUAAAUGUAUUUUAUAUAUGUAAUAAUGUUGGGUAGCUAGACACAGGAAGUGUGAUUUGUGAUUAAUAAUUUUAAACAAAAUUCACAAUAAUAUGUAUCAUUUCGAAUGACGACUUUAGGAAUGAUCAAGUCAACCGUUUAUCUACUUCGCACAGAUUCGAGAAAAGACCAUAUCAAAAUAACAAGCCAAACCAGUUUAAUGCGACGUCAUGUGUUGUAUGAAAUCUUAAUAUUCCACUUCUUCACUCCGUAGCUUACAUUUAACAGAUUUAUCUGUAAUACUUUUCUACUUAUAGACAGACUAUAUACCCAUAUAAUUCUCGUGUCACCGCUACUAUAACAUCGUCUUUUCUCUGUCCAUUCCGCUAUGAGCGAAGUCUGAUAUAAUAAUAGACAGUAAAUGUGUUGAGUGACUACAUGUUGUUUGCCCACGGUUUGCUUGUGUCCUCCACACACGUGUUCGAUUCGUUUACACCUAGUUUUACGUGUUGAUAUACUCAGGGCAGUGACAAUUUUUGUAUGGAGUUGGAAAAUUUGCUGAAGUAAUUUCGUAAAUUGUAGCUCAUUCUAAGGAUGCAGUGGGGAAUUCAAAGUAAGCAAUGUUGUGCUAUUCAAUACACUGCACUCUUAACCGUACUGGACUAUGUUUACACGCAAAAUACCGCGUAACGUUCUUGUCAGAAUGAGAUUAUUCGUAUCAACCGCAAAGUUUACUGUAAAUAACGUAAAUAUUUACGAUAAAUAAGGCGCAGAUUACAUACAGCUAUGAUAAUUGUAUAAUUUAUUUAUAUUAAGUUCUCGUUUACCAGCAUUUACCAUUCGGACUGAAAGUCCCCAGUGCCAACGUUAAGCAGCGUCCUUAUACUUACUCGGUCUAAUGAUCAAGUUAUUUAUAAGGAAUUUCUAUAAUUUAGUACUAACUCUUUAGGUUAGCUCGUAUUUAUAUUGUAUAUUGAAAUAUAUUGGGAAGAGGCUUAUUUAUACAUUUAUUUUUCUAAACUCGGUCAAUUUUGUAUUGACGUUUAACCUUUUGUUACUUUUGAAACUAUAUUGUUUAAAAUUUUAAAUCUUAGAUACAUUUUUACGUUAGCGCUUACGUAUUUGUUUUGUAACAUUUCUUAUUUCUCUAGAUCUCGAUACAACUCGACAAUGACAUAUCUAAAAAGUUUUACGUGGAGUUUAAAAUUUAUUUACACUGUUGAAGAUGUCAAAUUCUGGAUUUUAAUUGGAUAAGAAAUUGCAGCAUGGUGCUAAAGGUAUUACUUUUCAUUGUCUUAAACCUGUCAUGUGUGGCAUGUUGAACAUACGAGGGAUGUAUUCCAAAAAAAAAUCAUUCACCGGCCAUCUGCGUCUCGAAAAAUGUAUUUUAUUGCAUGAAAGGCCUGCUCUGUGUACGUUUUUAUUCAAACUUCGAUGACGCCCAUCGCCCUCGGUAUAUUAAUUGCCUAAUAUAAAUUUAAUAUUAAAGUAUGAAUAUAUGGAUUUUUUUUAAUUGAUAUACAAACCACUCUCGGAAAAUGCUCUUAAACUUGUGUAUAUUAGGACGAUAAUUCAUCAGUAGCCAGGCCUUCUAUGUAUAACGUAGCUAUAACUGUUUCUCAUUGUAUAUUGUACACUUCACUGCGUUAUGUGCACUACACUUACCUAUACGGGUUACAUCCAAAACAUUGGGAUCUUCUACCGAGAAUGCUCAUUACUCUAGAAAAUUUUGUAUAUAUCUUGUAUUUGCAUUAGCUUGUGUUAGUUGAUGGCGGUUUUUGAGCUUUUGAAGAUACGGUUGUUCUGUAAAAAGGGUUACAUACUUUUCAGAUUCCUGGUAAGAUGUAAUGUUUCACUAUCAAAUACAACUUCAUCAAAAAAGUUCUUAAACUGUAUCACUUCAUUUUUUAGUUUGAAAUAUAACUAAAUAAAUAUUUUUUAAAUUGUUAAAAAAUUUUGUUGUAAGGUAUAUUUCAGGCACUUAGGAAAUAAAUUUAUUUUUAAGAAUGCAUGGGAUUAAUAACGUUAUCGAUUCAGUAUUCAAAAGUCAAUCCCAACUAUAUUAUAGAUACUGUUCAAACACAUACGUCCCGCUGCCUGUCACAGGUCUCUAAAGCUAACACGGCGACACGGUUGCUGCUUUAAUAAAUGUACACAGCAAAAGCGUUAACCGCCAUUCCAUCUUGAACUUGUUAUAAUAUGUGUUGCUUCACCAUCCUCGAAAUACGUUAAGGUGCCUACAGAUUUGCUCCAUUUUUUUUUAGAUUUGCUCCAUUUUGACGAUUAGUACGACAACAGACGAUUGACAUCGUAUAUCUUGCCGAUCGACAUCGUGUUAUUUUAAUUAGGAGUAGGGGCCUACAUAGGGGAUUGAAGGUUAAAGCCUUGAUAUUUAAUUAUUGCUAACAGGCGACAAUAGCUAUCGAUAAAAUCGAGCAAAUCUGUUAGCUGACAGAUCUCAUCGAUCGUCAGAAUACAAUAUAUCGAGCGACAAUAACGAUCUCAAAAAUCGAGCCACGAUACUUCCUACUUUAUAGAUGGUCUUUGAACCUUUGAACACCCGUCAGGUCGGCGGAACUGUAUUCAAAGAGCCUCCAUACGAGCUUAUAACUACUGUGACGUAUCACGUGACGUAAACGGCGCCAGCACACCUCAAUUGUUUAUGAGAUUUAUUUAUUCUAUUUUACGUUUACGAAUUUGAAUAUCACUAAUCAGUGAUCAAACAAAUACGUGUUAAGAGAAUAGUGGGACAUUAUUGAACUAAAUAUUUAUCGAGUACAUAAACACUUGGAAAGUGUGUCAAAUGAUAUAUUGUUUUUAUACAAUGUCUUACCGGGACCCCGAUUAAGAACUCUUCGAUAUUUUAACUGAAUCAUUCGGUUGGAUAUCGUUGUCGACUCUUCUCGCUCGCUUUCGGAGCUAUUCAGAAAAUUCCGAGUUAAACGUUCGUCUUGGAUUCGGAUACGAUAUCGUUAUCCAACAGCGUUUAUGGAGUUAGUCAGGGAGUAGAUAGAAAAAUGAAAAUUCUUUUAUAGACAUUUUUCAGACUUUAGAGGCCUAAAAUAUAGGAAUGCAUUAGUCUCGCAUUAAAAUGAAUUAAUAAAAUUGAACAAAAUCUACAUUUUAUUUAAAAUAAUAAGAGAUUUCCAUAUU